Onthophagus taurus is the source of this 2053-nucleotide messenger RNA. It is a transcript of the gene NTPase, whose product is annotated as ectonucleoside triphosphate diphosphohydrolase NTPase. NCBI's taxonomy places the organism in Eukaryota, Metazoa, Arthropoda, Insecta, Coleoptera, Scarabaeidae. Gene Ontology annotation, molecular function: hydrolase activity. The record is from RefSeq and is a predicted model, not a curated record.
UGUAAUAUAAAACGAUAAGCAAAAUUGUAAAUUCAUUUUAUAAAAAACUAACUUUCUAUAACGAAAAAAGUGUCUGAAAUAUUAAGGUUUUGUUGGGAAAUACUAGCAGAGGAAUGAUAAAAAGGUUUCGUGAAUUGUAAUUCGAGUUAUCACAAGUUGAUAAUAGAAAAAUUGCAAAGUAAUUUCAUAAUUGCUGUUUGUCACACUCGUGUGAAUCAAUUGCAGAGGAUUCAAAGUGGAAUUUCUUGUUCGUUUAAAAAGUUCUCGUUAAUAAAUUCUUUUUAAUAAAAUAUGAAUAAUUCGGGAUUAAGGCGCAGGAAAGAGGGAAAAGAACAAAAUGGGAAGCAAGUACGACCUAGAAAAUCAAAAAAACCCGAAACGUCUGGAUUACAAAAGUCUUUAUUUUGCCUUAUACUCAGUGCGAUGAUAUUAACAAUUUUUACAAUUAUGUAUAUUGAUUACAUUCCAAGUCAUUUAAAGCACAUAGCCAUCGAUAAAGUGGCUAAAGCUUUGGGGUACCACAAGCCAGUUCAUGCUGUUGUUAUAGACGCUGGAAGCACGGGAUCACGCGUUUUAGCUUUUACAUUCCACAAAGCAUAUUUGGAUGAUCAUUUAAUUUUAGAUAAAGAACUUUUUGAAUUUACCAAACCUGGGUUGUCAUUUUUUGCAGAUAAACCAGAAGAGGGUGCUGCUAGUAUCGCAUCGUUAAUAGAAAAAGCAAAAAAAGAAAUUCCUCAACAAUACUGGUCAUCAACUCCUUUAAUACUUAAAGCAACUGCUGGUUUGCGACUUCUACCUGAAGAUAAAGCGGAUGGUUUAUUAAAUGCUGUUCGAAAACUUUUCAAAGAAACCCCAUUUAUUACAAACGACGAAUCUGUAGCGAUAAUGGACGGAGUUGAUGAGGGAAUCUUUUCAUGGUUUACAGUGAAUUUUUUGUUGGAUAAAUUUUAUGAUCCAAAAACGACGGUUGCGGCUUUAGAUUUAGGUGGGGGUUCAACUCAAGUCACUUUUUAUCCUGCGACACCUUCAAGUUUGGCUGCUAAAGAGUACAUUCAUGAUGCUUUAACUCCUGCUGGAACAUUACCGGUUUACACGCACAGUUAUUUAGGGUUGGGUUUAAUGGCAGCUCGUAAACAUAUCAUUACUUUGAACCAGCCAGAAAAGACUGAAGUUACCAGUUCUUGUAUUAAUCAUGUGGUUAAAAAUAAAAAAUUCCAUUUCGCUGGAAAAGAUUAUUUUGUAAGUGGACCAGAUGAAAAAUAUCAAAAAGUCCAUAUGAAGGGUGACGAAACCUUUGUUGAUCUUGAUGUUCCUGUUAUUAAUUAUAAAGAAUGUUCCGGAGAUAUUAUUAAAUAUGUUUCUUCGAUUGCCAAACCUUUGGCUGAGUUACCAGCUUUAAAUAUAUUUGCAUUUAGUUAUUAUUUUGAUCGUGCUUCGGAAGUUGGUUUAAUUGAUGAAGCCGUUGGCGGAAGAAUUAAAUUGAACGAAUUUGAAAAGGCAGCUCAAAAUGCUUGUAAUACAGCGAAUGUUGAACAACCUUUCAUGUGUUUAGAUUUGACGUUUAUUUGGGCUUUAUUGCAUAAAGGAUUUGGAUUGGGACCAGAUACAACUAUUUACCUCUACAAGAAAAUUAACGGACAUGAAAUUAGUUGGGCUUUGGGUGCUGCACACCACAUAUUAAAUUAACUGAAUCAAGUACAACUUUUUCACUGAUGACAAACAAUUUCCACAACUUUAAAUAUAACACAACUACAUUCGUUUAAAUUAUAAAAUAACAUUUCCAAUUUUUUUUAUUGAAGUUUAUUCAAGAUGUGCCUUAUUUUUAACACAACUUUUUUUGUAUACUAGGUUUAUGUCUUUAGGCUGUGCGAUUUGAUUCCUUUUGUACUAUGAUUAUUGAUUACAAUAAAAUGACUUUAGACAUAUAUUUUUUCGUUAUCAAAUGUGAAACUAACAUCGAAUUUGUACAUUUUUCAUUGAAAUUGUGUAUAAAAAGAAUGUCUUUCUGUUAAUAUUCACUAAAACGCAAUAAUAAAAUUAUUUUCUAACUUUA